UUUCCUGUGCGUUACGUUUCGUGCGCGUGUGGGCCUUUACAUAAGCAACCCCAAUCCCCCACUCUUUCCCCUCCCCUCACCCACCGCUCCCGUCUCUCCGCCGCUGCCUUGGAAGAAGAAGAAACCCUCAUCAGCAAACCCAAUCCGGGCCGGGAGCAGUUUCGCCGCCUCCAACCGAUUCCGUCGCGUCCCUACGAAAUCCCACCCGACUCGCAGGAAGGAGCGUGAUGGCCAAUACCAGCUCGUUCAAGCUCGAGCACCCCCUCGAGAAGAGGCAAUCUGAGGCUAACCGGAUCAGAGAGAAGUAUCCUGACAGAAUUCCUGUGAUUGUUGAGAAGGCUGAGAGAAGUGAUAUUCCUGAUAUCGACAAGAAAAAGUACCUCGUCCCUGCUGAUCUUACGGUUGGACAGUUCGUCUACGUUGUUAGGAAGAGAAUCAAGCUCAGUGCUGAGAAGGCUAUCUUCAUCUUUGUGAAGAACACUCUUCCACCAACAGCUGCUCUGAUGUCCUCAAUCUAUGAAGAGAACAAGGACGAGGAUGGGUUCCUCUAUAUGACUUACAGUGGCGAGAACACCUUCGGGCUGCUCUAGAUGGCGCGCCACAGCUCACCUCAAUCGGGUUGGCCCACCCUGGCUUCCCUACUAAUGCCUCCUGUAAAUAAGACCUGCCAAGCAACUGUGUAUAUCCUGGUUUCCACAUUGCAUGUGAUUGCCCUCUAGUACUAAACACCUAUCAGCUGUCCUUGAUAUACAUCGCUUAAACCAAGUAAUUGACAGGCCAUGAAACCUGUUAGUGUGUUACA
This is a messenger RNA of Panicum hallii, 802 nucleotides long. RefSeq names its product autophagy-related protein 8C-like. The record is from RefSeq and is a predicted model, not a curated record. Lineage: Eukaryota; Viridiplantae; Streptophyta; Magnoliopsida; Poales; Poaceae. The transcript is spliced from 7 exons. The coding region runs from base 228 to 590 and encodes 120 amino acids. Gene Ontology annotation, biological process: cellular response to nitrogen starvation.